This is a messenger RNA of Jatropha curcas, 1669 nucleotides long. NCBI's taxonomy places the organism in Eukaryota, Viridiplantae, Streptophyta, Magnoliopsida, Malpighiales, Euphorbiaceae. The record is from RefSeq and is a predicted model, not a curated record.
UGUACUUUUUAGGAACAGUAAAAAUUUCCCUUCAUUUUCAUCACCUCCUCUCCGAUUUGGAGAGAUUGAGAAAUUGUGUGUACCGUAGGAAAAUAUUGAGAGUUUUCCUCUCUCCAAAUUUUCUCACUUGUUCCGAACAGAAGAAAUUGAGAAUUGCAAGCUCUCUAGCUAGCUCGCGAAGAUGAAGAUGGCAGUAGCGAUGUUCCUGAUUUUGCUGAAUUGCGCUCUAUGGCGCAUUUGCUUGGCCGGCCGGCUUGUGGUGGACAUGACUCUGGUUCAAAAUGCUUCGGCUCUCGGUGCCUUUUGUUUGGAUGGAAGUUUGCCGGCAUAUCAUUUGCAUAAAGGAUCCGGAGCUGGUGCAAACAACUGGAUUUUGCAGUUCGAGGGUGGGUGGUGUACGAUUUAAAUCAUGCUUGAGAAGAGCCCAACACGCCGUGGAUCUGACAGAGCAAAUGACAAGGGGGAUUUCAAUGGAAUCCUAAGCGAUGCUUCUCUUAAUCCAGAUUUUUACAACUGGAACCGUGUGAAGCUUAGAUAUUGUGAUGGAGGCUCAUUUGCUGGAGAUUCCAUGUCUGAAAAUGGGACAGUCAUUUAUUUCAGAGGACAAAAGAUUUGGGAGGCAAUUAUUCAAGAUCUUCUCCCACAAGGGUUAGCGCAGGCAGAAAAGGCUAUGCUUUCAGGUUGCUCUGCUGGGGGUUUAUCAGCCUUUCUCCAUUGUGACAGCUUUGCUCAAGUUUUACCGAAAACUGCCACCGUGAAGUGCUUGAGUGACGCAGGAUUUUUUCUGGAUGCAAAAGACAUCAGUUUGAACUACAAGAUGAGGUCCGCCUUUCAAAGUCUUGUUACUUUGCAGGGGAUAGAAAAGAAUCUCAACAAAGACUGCACCAAUUCCUUGGAAGAUCCGAAACUGUGCAUCUUUCCACAAUAUGCAUUGAAGUUCAUUAAAACACCAUUCUUCAUCCUGAAUACAGCUUAUGAUGUGUUCCAAUUGAACCAUAUAUUGGUGCCUCCUUCUGCUGACUCGCGCGGACAAUGGAAGAGUUGCAAGCUGGACAGAGCACAGUGUGAUGAAAAGCAGAUAGAGACAUUACAAGGUUUCAGAAGUGAAAUGCUGACGGCCCUGGAUUUCCUCAAAAAUUCCACCCAUGGGGGAAUGUUUAUAAAUUCUUGCUUUGCUCAUUGUCAAAGCGAGUCCCAGGAGACAUGGCUUGCGGUUGACUCCCCAAGGUUAAACGACAAGACCAUAGCAGCAGCAGUUGGUGAUUGGUAUUUUGAUAGAAAUAUAACCAAAGAGAUUGACUGUCCAUAUCCUUGUGACAAUAACUGCCAUAACAUUACACCAUCAUCCCCGGUACGUAAUCUCCUCCUAAAUCAAAAUAUUUUUGAGAUUAUAUCUAGAAUCGUUGUAAGGGAAGUGCCUCGAGACAGGGGGGGCGGGGUGAUCCGCAAUCCCCUCGUUAGUGGUGGGGAAGACCGACAAGGGACAGAGCGGGAACAGGUUCCUUUGGCGCGCAAAAUGAAACUUACUCACUCGAACCAGCAGGUUAUGCGAGCAAUCAACGAGAUCACACAACAGAAGACUGAAGAGCAAAUGGUUUGCCCACAAAGGAGGCGCGGUAUUGUGAAGGUCCCAUCGUCCCCUCCCAUGCGUAGGUUCGGAGAACUUUAA